This is a messenger RNA of Pyricularia oryzae 70-15, 3997 nucleotides long. RefSeq lists its product as uncharacterized. Gene Ontology annotation, biological process: DNA damage response; protein dephosphorylation. The transcript has 6 exons. Gene Ontology annotation, molecular function: protein phosphatase activator activity. Gene Ontology annotation, cellular component: nucleoplasm; protein phosphatase 4 complex. The record is from RefSeq and is a predicted model, not a curated record. The coding region runs from base 850 to 3459 and encodes 869 amino acids. NCBI's taxonomy places the organism in Eukaryota, Fungi, Ascomycota, Sordariomycetes, Magnaporthales, Pyriculariaceae.
CUCUCAGUCUGUUACGUGGUAGGGGAGCGGGACUUUGGAGUAGGACCCACUUUUCCCACAGAACUGCCAUCCCGCCCGCGGCCCAAGCCUGCAGCAGCCUAUCGCGAGACUUUGACACUCCAGAGUCUUCACCGGCCGGACCCCAGAAUCGAAUCCUGCACCCAACCCGACCGGCCGAACUGGAUGAACAAGCAUUAUUGACCGUCGCAUCCGACCGCCGUCCAAAAAAGUGUUACUAUACGUGCCAUUACGGAUUACUGCCGGUCUGUCUCGAUGACUUCGUCGUGAUCGCUGGAUUGCUCCUCCCUCCUGCAUUUCGCUGAUCUGCCAGGCAGGCGACAUUAAGAGCGCCCGAGGGAAGAAAAAAAAAGUUCGCACAGCCGUCUAUUUCUUUUGCAACCACAGGCGCUCGCUUGACCUUGGGCUCUCCCUCCAACGACGACCAAGUCACCCCUCGACAAACUUGAGCUUGUCAAGCCAGUCCGAUCGGGGCGAUCGAGGCGCUCAUUGCCCAUCAAACCUCGACCUAGUGCAAAACACGCGUCUGUCCAAGACUUGAAUGAAUUAAUUUGAACACAUAUCCUACACUCUUAUCACUACAGCGCGAAAGGACUGCAAGGCAGCCUUUUGUCGAUCCAGUCGCUCCCACCGAAGGCGAAUUUUCCCCGGCCAGAUUUCGUGUUAUUUUGCGCGGCGCGCGCGCCUUGCAGGGCCCUGUGAAAAGUGGCGACAUCCUCCCUGCCCGGCCUAGCGAACGGCCAACUAUCUCUACAGCAGCACCUGGAUCUUGCCAACCAGAUUGCGCAUCAUUCCGGAGUCGUCGCCUACGGCAGGCGCGCGCCGUUGACAAUGACGCAACCUUUACCUCCGCAGCCGACCGACAAGCGGCGCGUCAAAGUCUAUGAAUUGCGCAACAAUGAGUGGUAUGACCGUGGCACGGGAUUCUGCACGGCAGCAUAUAUUCCCAUAUCCGAUUCCCCCGACGAAGAUACCCCGAGGGAACCUAGAGUCAUCGUUGAGUCAGAGGAUCAUCCUGACCGGGUGCUACUCGACGUUCGAAUAUGCAAGGAGGACGGUUUCCAGCAGCAGCAAGACACACUUCUAGUAUGGACGGAGCCAACCAAUGGUGUGGAUAUGGCUCUGAGUUUUCAGGAAGCCGAGGGUUGUAGAUUGAUAUGGAAGUUUGUGAGCGGGGUUCAGUCGUCUUUUCGUGGACAAAUGGCACACGAUGACAGUCUUUCGGAUGACCUCGCACUCGAUACCGGGCCUUCACUGCCCCCACCGGAGCUGGCAUCCUUGCCGGAGCUUGAGCACAGUAUGCGGAUGAUGGCAAGCAGUAAUACUGGCCGGGAAGCGCUCACCAAAUGCAUCAUGAGCGAGGACUACAUCGGCCGACUAAUACCACUCGUGGAAAUGGCGGAGGACCUGGAAAGCUUGGACGACCUCCACCGCCUCUGCAACAUCAUGAAGACGAUACUGCUGCUUAAUGACAGUGGUAUAAUCGAGCAUGCUGUCUCGGACGAAUGCAUAGAAGGGGUGGUCGGUGCACUGGAAUAUGAUCCCGACUUCCCCAGCCACAAGGCAAACCACCGACAAUGGCUCAAGAAUCGGAGUCGGUAUAUUGAGGUUGUCAAGCUGCAGGAUCCGGCCAUAUCAAGAAAAGUCCAUCAGACUCACCGAUUACAAUACCUCAAGGAUGUGGUGCUGGCCCGGAUUUUGGACGACCCGACGUUCUCUGUACUCAACUCGCUGAUAUUCUUCAACCAGGUUGACAUAGUCAAUCAUCUCGGCCAAGACCCGGAGCUUUUGAUGGAGCUGUUUGGGAAAUUCACGGAUCCGAGCGUGGAACCUCUUCGUCAAAAGGAGGCUCUCCAGUACAUACAGCAGUGCUGCGCCAUCGCCAAGAACCUACAGCCUCCGAUUCGGCAAUUGCUGUAUAAUAGUUUUAUCACGCAUGGUCUCCUGCACGUCAUCAACUUUGGACUGCGGCAACCAGACGUUACCGCACGAGUCGGUGCUACCGACAUUUUGGUCUCGAUGAUUGACCACGAUCCACAGAUGGUUCGGCAAACAAUUUAUCGCCAGAUCCACGAGAAUCAGCCACCCCUGACGGAUGCCCUCAUCGAUCUGCUACUGGCCGAGGUGGAUUUGGGCAUCAAAUCCCAGAUCUCGGAUGCUCUGAAGGUGCUUCUAGACCCCAACCCCCCUCCAAUGCCGCCAGAUGCCAGCAAGCCGAAUGGUGAACCACUGCCUAGACGACCCCAGGGACCAGACCCUGAGCAGGACGGCUUCUUGCAGCACUUUUACGACCACUCUGCAGCCAGGUUAUUCAGGCCACUGCUCGAGCUCGAGGGGAAAACCGUUCUCAAGUUCUCCGUGGCAGAUGAUGGUGUUUUCAACUACCUCAACGAUAUCCUCUGCUUUUACAUACGUCAGCACAUGCACCGCUGUAAGCUCUUUAUACUGCAGAACAACAUUUCACAGCGCUUCUUGCAACUACUUGCAUGCGACCAGAAGCAUGUGCAACUUGUUGCCAUAAGAUUCUUCCGUCAGCUGAUCGCGCUGAAGGAUGAAUUCUGGAUUCGUCAGAUUGCCGAAAAGCAGGUUCUCGGCCCAAUCCUGGACGUCCUGAUAGGAGUUCUUCCCAGAGAUAACCUGUUAGGAUCUGCUUGUUUAGAUGUCUUCGCAUUUAUACACCAAGAGUCGAUCAAGGACUUGGCCAGGCACCUUGUGGAGACGCACCGAGAGAAAGUACAGUUUCUCACAUGUUUGUCGCUUUUUAGGGAUAUACUUGAUAUGUACGAUAAGCCUCAGGGUAACUACUCUGCUACUAUAGAUGGCUACUUUUACGAUUCGGAGGAGAGUGUGUUGGUGCCCCGGCCAAACCCGGCCAACACAAGGGGCAUGAUGGAGCACUUGGCUGUGGACCCGGACGAGGAGGCGUUUUGGAACGGAUCGGACGAGGAAGAGGAGCUGCAGACACGGGCCGGUCCACCUCUUCAGGUGUCAGGAAACGGUGCCGUCGGUCCCAAGCCGCUGGUUGACUAUGCAUCUGAUGACGACGUGGAUGAGAAUGGAGACACGGAGGUGAAACCGACGCCCUCGGUCGAGGUUGAUGAAGCCAAAGCUGUUGUUUCAGAAGACGACAGCGAGGGCCCCGUUUGGACACCGACAAGCAGCGUCGGACCGCCACCCGAGCGUCUAUCAGAAAAACGCCGACGGGAGGAGGACGAGGAGGACGAGAUUGACAAGCUCAUGCAAACAAACAAGCGACGGAACAGCAGUUCGGCGACUAUGAAACCGGCCACUGGCCUAGCAGCUGGGCCUGUUCGUCGCAGCAGGAGCCUCACCGGGCGCGAUUCACCCUCCAACGGGAACAAGAAAAUCGCCAUCAGUAUUUCCCCGGCGCUGAAACUCGCUACUACUGGGCAGCCCGUGUCUGAAGACGGAAGCGAAUAAAAAUGGCACAGUUCUCCCGUUCCACAAUUUGAAGCGAUUGCACGUCUAUACGCAAUGAUAUCCUGUCCUGUGACGCUCUCCACAGAGACAUCCAGAGGCAGCGAAGAUGUAUCUCUCAACCAGUAUAUGUGCGAGCACUCUUUCCGUUUUUUUUUUCUUCCUCUUUAUUUCAUUUUGACAAUAUGGCGUUGGCUUCCGUCUUAUUCUGUAUUCAACAUCGAUCGGCCUUGAAUCACUUGUUGUUUUUUUAGCUGCGGAACAGGAAACGGCGGAAUAUUGGGGGCGCAAAAAUGGGACACUGGUUUUUCGCUCCCUGGUAAACGGGGAGGUGACAAGGAGCUUUUUUUCGCAGGAAUGCAGGAUUCGGUACAAAAAGUCUAAACAUCGAGCCUAUAUACAACUCCCCCAAGUGGGAUAGAUUUGCAAAGCAAAGCCAUGUACGCGGUGGUUGUCAAUAUAUUCCAGUGGACAUCUAGGCCAUGGUGAGACAUGAAAUUUACGCACCUGAAGAAUAGGUAUUUAUUUAACUAAGUCGUAC